AUUAUUUUGUCUCAUUUCCUUCCAUUCAAUCGUGUUGGUAUUCUUAUAAUAAAAAUACGUAUUAUCUUUGUUUAUAAACAAGUUUCGUGUAUUAUUAACAUUAAUCGAAAUAGAUGAGUAUACCCAGACUUAUCCAACCUGUUAACAAAUUUAAGUGGGAAAAUUUUAAGGUUAUACCACAUUAUUAUACACAAGAAUUCAGUAAGAGAAAAAUACGCUUAUUAAAGAAUGUCGCCGGUACUUGUUUAUGUAGCAAUCGCAGUUGCCUUGUGCUGGAUUACGGUGUAUUGGAGAAAACGCAAUAUCGUCAAAGAAAAAUUGAAAUGGAUUAAAGAAGUGCCUGGUUUGCCUUUACUAGGCAACAGUUUGGAGUUUAGAGAUCCAAAAACAAUUCUUCCUAAUUCGCAGAAAUAUCUAGAACAAAACAAUGGACUUUUUCAAAUUGCGAUUGGAACGAGACCUUUGAUUAUAGCUUCAAAUUAUAAAUUCUUGGAAUGGCUCUUAUCAUCUACAACUCUGCUAGAAAAGUCGACAGACUAUCAGUUUUUGCACAGAUGGCUCGAAGAUGGAAUACUAAUAACACACGGACCCACAUGGAAGAGAAGCCGUAAAAUACUUACACCAACGUUCCAUUUCUCUAUUCUGGAAGAGUUUGUAACCAAAUUUGACAAAUCUAUCAAAACCCUGGUUAAUUUAUUGAGUAAAGAAGUCGAUAAAGACAGCAUAGAUAUACAACUAUUCAUGAAGAACUACACGUUGGACGUUAUUUGCGAGACAGCUAUGGGAGUUGAUAUUGACGCUCAGCUCAAUCCAGAAUCUCAAUAUGUUAAAGCGGUAGAUGCUAUGUGUUCAAUAGUGGUGGAAAGGGCUUUCAGUCUACUCAAAAUGAAUGAUUUCAUAUACAGGUUUACUGAAGAGUUUAAAAAAGAAACGAAAUACUUAGAAUAUUUGCAUUCAAUAUCAAAUUCAGUCAUUGAAAAAAAGAAGCAGAAGUUGAGCGAUAGAGAAACAGAUAAAACUGAUGAAGUAGGAAGAAAGAAGAGAACCGCCUUUUUAGACUUGUUAUUAAAAUAUAACGAUGUAAAUGGCCAGAAUUUGUCUGAUAAAUUUAUCAGGGAGCAAGUAGACACGAUAAUGUUUGCGGGUCAUGACACAACAGCGAUGGCUCUGUGUUUCAUUCUGCAUUGUUUGUCGAAUCACGCUGAUGAGCAGGAAAGGGCAUACUUGGAAAUUAAAGAAAUAUGUGAAAAUACAGAUGUCAUAUCAUAUUCAGAUUUGCAAAACUUAAAAUAUCUAGAGUUGGUUAUUAAGGAGUCUUUAAGGCUUUAUCCCUCUGUACCUAUUUAUUCAAGACGGAUUAAUAAAGAAGUCAUAUAUGAUGGUGACAAAAUCCUUCCAGAAGGAGUGACAAUAGCAAUUUGUGCUUAUGCAGUCAAUCGUAAUCCUGAAGUGUUUAAAGAACCUGAUAAAUUUAUUCCAGAGAGAUUCUUAGAUUCAGACAUCAAACCUUUUUCUUAUCUACCGUUUAGCGCUGGUCCCAGAAAUUGUAUUGGCCAGAAAUUUGCUAUGUUGGAGAUGAAGACUACUUUAGUUAAAUUGCUGCUCAAUUUUGAAAUAUUACCAGCCAUUCCUGAACAUAAAUUAAUAAUAUCAGCAGAAACGGUUUUAAAGUCAAAGAACGGUUUUAGAAUAAGACUUAAAAGGAGAAAAAGGGCAAAAAAGUGUUACCAGAAUAUCCUAGCUACCGAAGUUCGUGAAACAGUUGAUCUAUCUGUAAAGGAAGACUCAAGUGAACAAAACGUUUUCUCUUCAAUUGCUGAUGAACGAAGUAGUUCCACUGAAAAUUAUGCUUUUAUUAACGAGGUUCAGAAGAGAGAUCUCAAAGAAGAAAUAAAUAACUGGGAAAUAGAGCUAGGUGAAUUACGUGAGGAUGAGGAACAUUCUGAGGAUAUAGUCAAUGCAGAAAAAAACACAAAGCUUAAACGAAAAGCGCUCAGUUUAAUAUUGAAGAUGAUAACGUACGUUCUCUUGGUUUUCUUGCCAGUGUUUCUCUUGUUAUGGAUGUGGAUUACUGAAAAACGGCUGAAAGAUACGUCGAAAUAUAUGAAAAAUGUCCCUGGACCGAAACCGACUUUCCCCUUGGGUAACAUGCUGGAUUUUGCUGCGGGCAGUAAAGUUUACUUGAAAGUGAUAGAAAGAUACAUGAAACAAUAUGGAGAUACUAUUAUAGUUCACGAUGGCUGUUUCAGUUGGUUGGUAGUAACCAUAGAUUAUGAAUUUACUGAAUAUCUGUAUAGCUCAACAACCCACAUAGAUAAGUCCGAUCAAUACAAUCUCUUCUAUGGCUGGCUUGGAGAUGGUUUGCUCACUAGUACAGGCACCAAGUGGAAGAAACACCGGAAGGCGAUAACUCCUUCAUUCCAUUUUUCCAUACUGCAGCAGUUUAUCGAAAUUUUCGAAAAUGUUGGCAAUAAUCUUAUUACAAAACUUGAAAGCGAAGAAGGAAAAGAUAGUGUAGAAAUAUCCAAAAUUAUAUCGCUGUAUGCUUUAGACGUGAUAUGUGAAGCUGCCAUGGGAGUUAAAGUAAAUGCUUUGGAAGGGAAAGAAUCGGAUUAUAUAAAACACAUUAAACAAAUGUGCAGUGUAUUUGUAACUAGAGCAUUUUCACCGCUUGGUGAGCAAUUUUACCCUUUUACUUCAACGUGCUACAAGGAGAAAGAGUCAUUAAAGGUUAUCCACAGAUACAUUGAAAAUGUGAUUAGUCAAAGAAAAGAAGAGAGACAGAAAGGAUCACUAAGUGACAAGAAGAAAAAUAGUGAAAGUGAUGGAAUCAAAAAGAGGCUAGCUUUUCUGGACCUUUUGCUGGAUUUAAAAAUUGAUGGACAACCGUUAUCUAUGAGAGACUUGCGAGAUGAAGUGAACACUUUUAUGUUUGAAGGUCAUGAUACAACUGCAUCUGCCAUUAUGUUUUGUUUGUUUAUGUUAGCAAAUAAUCCUGAAGUGCAAAAAAAAGCAGUAGCUGAACAGCACGAUAUCUUUGGUGAAGACUGCAGUAACGCUACUGCCACGUUCAGCAAUUUUAAUGAAAUGAAAUACCUGGAUCUGGUUAUUAAAGAGACGUUGCGACUGUACCCUUCUGUACCAUUUUAUGCAAGAAAAUUGGCGGAGGAUGUCGAAUUAAAAGGCACGAUAUAUCCAAAAGGCAUGAGAAUUGUUCUCAUUCCAUUCCUUAUGCAUCGAAAUCCGAAAUAUUUCAAGGACCCGGAACAGUUCAUUCCAGAGAGAUUUGAAGAUAAGAGUAAAAGGCUACCGUCUUACGCCUACACACCAUUUUCGGCUGGAGCAAGAAAUUGCAUAGGUCAGAAGUUUGCUGUUCUUGAAAUGCUGUCUGUCGUGUCUAAAGUACUAAGGAAAUAUGAAUUGUUACCCGCAAAACCAAAACAUGAAUUGCAGCUAGCAUCGGAAACAAUUUUAAUUUCGAAAAACGGAGUACGAAUAUCUUUUAGGAAAAGACUGUAGAUUACUUAAGGCAAAAUUUAAAUGUAUUAUGUUUUUAAAAAAAAUAGAUAUAUGCUAACAGUGAUAUAAAAAUAUAAGAUUUUUUGUACAAAUAAAAAUUGUUAUUAAAAAA
Messenger RNA from Sitophilus oryzae (rice weevil), 3631 nucleotides. RefSeq lists its product as uncharacterized. The transcript is spliced from 18 exons. Gene Ontology annotation, molecular function: monooxygenase activity; heme binding; iron ion binding. The record is from RefSeq and is a predicted model, not a curated record. NCBI's taxonomy places the organism in Eukaryota, Metazoa, Arthropoda, Insecta, Coleoptera, Curculionidae. Bases 229 to 3519 code for a protein of 1096 amino acids.